Messenger RNA from Acanthoscelides obtectus, 1048 nucleotides. The record is from the annotation of a GenBank genome assembly. Lineage: Eukaryota; Metazoa; Arthropoda; Insecta; Coleoptera; Chrysomelidae.
AAACAACUGCCAUUUUGUGUCAAUUGUCAAAGUUUGUUUUGAUAGUGAAUUUCCUUGCUGCUUUUAUUCAUUUUAGAGAGACUAUAAAGGUAUAUUCAAUCGCAAUAAAAUGGUGCAGCAGUGCUAUUUGUGUAAAAUUUAUAAACAUCAGGCUGGAGCGGAAUCUUUAAAAUUUCAUUCCCUUCCCAAGAACCCGGAAAGGAGAAAAAGGUGGUUGUCGGCCCUUGGAUUCGAGGAAAACCAUCAAUUUCCUAAGAGGGUGGAGCUAUGUUCCAAGCAUUUUGGAGAAAAUGCGUUUGUUUAUGGAAGUGAGGGACAAAAGACACUCAAGCGGGAUGCGAUUCCUCUCAUCUCUCAUUCUUUGUUUGAUCCUGCAGUAAGCACCAGUUCAGAAUCAUCUGUAAGUCCAGAGAAGCAAGAAGACUCAGAUUGUAGUACUAUAUCUGCCAUUUCAAUCACUUGUGAGGGGACUCCUGCUAAAAAAAAGGUAAGUUUAAUUUAUAUUCUCUAUCAUGUUAUUUUGUAGUAUAUUGAAAUUUCUAUGAAAUUGAACAUUUCUGAAGUCCUACAUCCAUAUGGAAGCAUUUUAUAUUUGCUGAAUUGAUAUCGUAGAUGGAAAAAAUACCACCAUUGUAGGUUCAAGUACAACAAGAAGGUAUUCAGGAAAUUAUCUAGGGUUUUCUAAUGAUUUAAAUAGAGCUUACCUCAAGCUGUACCAUAAAAAAGAUGAUGAAGUUGAAACUCAUUCAGUUUGAUAUAUGCCUUAAUAUAACCCUUACUAAAUGUUUGAUAAGUCCUAAUCAGCAGUAUUCUAUUCAUAGCACUUAUUUAUUUGUUGUUUACAGGUUAUUCAUGGAUGAAGAGAUGUAUAACUUUCCUGGCCCAUCAAAUGAAGAGUAAGGCUUAUUAAACAUUUGUGCUUUUAUACUGUUACAUAGGAAUUAAUUUUCUUCUUUGUAGGCAAUAUGUCCAUACUUCCUCAACAUUAUCAGCAUCAGAAAGUGAUAGUGCUGCUAAAACUGCUGGAGUACAAGAACAUAUGCUUGAU